UGUCCCUGUCAGUCCACCACUCAUCUCUCCAACUGUAAACAUGCUGCUCCUGCUGCUGCUGCUCUCAUCAGUGUGUUUGAUAUCCUACUCAAUAAGAUGCUAAUGCUAAUAGCACUUUUUUUGGUUGUUUUUAUCAGUGCAGUCUCUUUACUGUCCUUGUAAACCUGCUGUAUACAACAUCAGUGUUUUUCUUACUCGCAUGCAACUGCAGGGUGACGUCCGGGCCCAGCGUGUGUCGGGCCAGAGGAAGAACGGCUCGUGUGUUUGCCAGGUGAACCCCGCCAAGUGGUCAUUCCCCGCUGUGAAUUACGAGGCCGCACUGCAGCAGGUUCAGUCCUGUGAAGGAUCUCUGAGCAGCCUGCAGGAACAGGUGGAGUUGUCCAACAGGCGUCUCCCUCAGAUCCAGGCUCUGAUAACGAAUGUGACGGAGCGGCUGAAGCCUCACCAGUACCUGCACAACCAUGGCCUUUACACAGACUUGCCUCUGCACCUGCUGGGCCAGGAGCUCAGCCAACUGGAGACUGACAUUGGUGCCAUCCACAGCCAGUUAAACGACGGCCAAACAACGAAACUCUCCAAAGAGGUGGCUAAACUGCGUACAGCUGUAGACAGGAUGCAGAUGUCAGACACAAUUAACAUGAAGACUGUCAAAGAGACAUUGCGCUACCUGAAGAACAGUGCUGAGUCCUGCAAGUCCAUCCCCAAAGACUUCAGAGGCCGGGAAAGGAACUGCCUCAAGGGCCUGAUCUCCAACAUUAGCGAUCCUGUCAUGACUAAGGUCAGUCCCCAUGGCAAGAGCUACAUCUCUGGUUCAUGGGGAAAGCAGGCCCAGAUGGACAGCGAGGGACAGAAGAACAGCUACUGGGUUCAGCCUCUGCUCAACAGCCACAUCUGGGGCAACACCCUGCGACUAUACCAAACAUACAAAGACUUCAUGGCCUCCGCCAACCACAGGGACUUCACAGUGGCUCCAUCCUUCACUCACGUCAACACCAUUGAGGGUCCCAGUGCCAUCCUAUAUGGCGAAGCGCUGUACUAUCACUGCUACCGCUCUGCAGAUGUCUGCCGCUAUGACUUAAACAGCAGCACCGUCCAGCGGGUGACCCUUCCGGGCAUCGGCGUGGGUUUUAACAACAAGUUCCCGUAUUGUUACUAUGACUGCCGCGCCAAUAGUGAUGUGGAUGUGGAGGCAGAUGAGUUGGGACUAUGGGCCCUGUAUGCCACCGUCGGUAACCAUGGUAAUCUAGUGGUGAGCCGUUUGAUUUGGGACGGCGAGGCCAAGACGCUCAAUGUCACACAGACGUGGGAGACGAGGCUGUUCAAGAAGGCGGUGAGCAAUGCUUUCAUGGUGUGCGGCGUACUGUAUGCCACUCGGUAUGUGGACGAAUACCGCGAAGAGGUGUUCUAUGCCUUCGACACAGCAACAGGCAAAGAGGACAACACACUAGCACUGCCGCUAGAGAAGGUGGCUAAAGGAGUGGCCAGCCUGAGCUAUAACCCCAUCAACAGGCAGAUCUACAUGUACAACGAUGGAUAUCUACUGGCCUACCAGGCACACUUCGACACUUUGUGAUUCAAUCACUCAAACCACUUGCAGAGUGGGUGUCACAGUUGGGUUUUGCUACGUGUGUUUGUGUGUGUGUGUGUCUCUCCUGAUCAUGCUCAUUCUCUCCACCUGUGCCAAAUCACCUGCCCCUGGUUUUUCCCUCUGCAAAUCCCACUCAUUUCCACUCACCUGCCGGAAAUCCGCUCAUCACCCCUCACAUACUUAUACUCCCCUGCUUGCCCUGUUCCAGUUGCCGGAUUAUCAUUUGUUCCUUUUCCCUUCCCGUGGACUCUUCGCUCUCCUGUGGUUAUUCCCUCGUGUUGACCCUCUGCGCCCCACGGUUUGUGUCUGUGCUUUUGGUGACCAAGCCCUUUUGUGACUUUGCCUUUUAUUUUCAGUUUUGAUUUUUCUCACUCCCUAUUGGAGUUGUUUUUGGAUUCUAUUUUUGUCUGCUUGAUGCCCAGUAAAGAGCCUUGCAAUUCA
Molecule: messenger RNA, 2029 nt
Organism: Anarrhichthys ocellatus (wolf-eel)
Lineage: Eukaryota; Metazoa; Chordata; Actinopteri; Perciformes; Anarhichadidae
Product: olfactomedin-like
Exons: 4
Coding region: 200-1573 (457 amino acids)
Biological process (GO): signal transduction
Source: RefSeq, a predicted model, not a curated record